UUCAGUUAUACACAGGCAGCCACAAGCAGGACACGCACUCGCUUUAUCUUCAUAUAUUGUGAUUGUUGUUUAACUGUGGGUUUAUCAACAUUUUCACUGGAUUCGUACAACACAAUGUCUCGUGGUAGAGAACGUGACCGCCGUCGCUCACGUAGCCGCAGUAGGAGCAGGAGUAGGAGCAGGGGGCGUAGUGCUUUUUCAGGCCGAAGAGAUGGAGGUGUAUCAGAUGUGACUUCAGAUCCAAAAACAGUUAAUGCAAGAAUCUUUGUUGGACGCAUCAAUGUUUCCAUGACUAGAGAAAUGUUAGAUGAACAUUUUUCACAGUACGGCAAAGUGGUUGGAGUGUCAAUCACUAGAAACAAAUUUGGGUUUGUGCAAUUUGCAGACGAAGAAACUGCUACAGCUUGCCUUAAUGCUGGCAACUUAGCUUAUAUUAAGGGACACAGAGUAGAUGUAAAACCUGCCAAAUUUGGGGCUACAGUGGGUAUGGGUCCUGUUCCGGGUUCAAGACGACGGCAUAAUAACAGCAGAGAAAAAUCCCCUCUUCAUGGACGAUUAGAAGACGACUAUUAUAAUGAUUACUAUGCGCGAAGCAGUCGUGAUGCAAGUAGAGAUCGUGAACGCGAUCGUGAUCGUGACACUCGAAGUCGUGGUCACUAUGAUGACGUGUUUGAUGAUUAUUACCGAGCUUAUUACCAGCGAUACGACAAUUCCUAUCCACGCCAUGACGGUCCAGAUGUAGAUGGACGGGCUCAUCCAACCGGAGAGUAUCCUAACUACUCAGAACCAGUUGAUCCACUUGAUCCUAACAGACCUAAUGAUGUGGAAAUUGUUGUCCCAAAUAAAAUGCAGAGAGAUUAUGCAGAGAACAUUGAAGCACAAUUAAAGUCUUUCAAUAUGAUUGUGGACCUGUUGUUCCCACCCCCGGACAUUCCUCCAUCACAGGUGUUGACAGACCUCAGCCAGCGGAGAUGUCUCUAUGCCAUCUUUGUUACAGGAGAUAAUGAGAACCAUCGCUCUCUGACGCUGAACAUUCUUCAUGGCACUCCACAAGAACACCGCAACAUGCCGGUUGAUGAUGCUUUGCGUUUAAUUGAACAAAAUUUUGGAGACUAUGUCAAGAAAGCUCGUCAACGGAAUAUUCGUGAGGUUGUACCUCGAGACAUUCGCAAUUUGCUGCAUGAUUUACUCGAGAUGCGUCCUCUCUCCAUGGGUGACUUGGACAAGUUGAUCAAGUACCUGAAGGAACGUCAAAGUGUGCUGGUGGAUGAUCAAAUUGAGCAGAAGCGUGAGACUGCUGCAGGAGCCAGUGCAAGUCGACCCAUGGCAGUUACAUACCCUGGGUAUAAUUACGGUUCCAACACUGUUGUGAGGUCUGACACACCUGUGAACCAGAGUACUUCAGCAGCAGGCACAGCCAAUGCUGCUGCUGCUGCUGCUGUUGCUGCAGCAGCUGCUGCAGCAGUUGCUGCUGCUGCUACCUCUAGCACUGUCAGUGUGGCUUCCCCAACAGCAGCUGCUGUUUCAGGCAGUGCCUACCCAGGUUAUGGUGGCAUAUCAGGUGUACAUAGUGGGAUGUAUAGUACAUAUGGCAUGUCCUCACAUGUGUCACCUGCUCCAGUAGCUGCUCCUAUGAUGACACAUGGAGCUGUAGGGAGUUCAGGAAGUAAGCAGUCAGAAUUGCAGGAGAGGAUCCUUAAUUUGAUGAAGGGUCAUAGCUCUAGUGGUGUGCCAACUGGUGUACCAGCCCCAACAGGUGUACCUGCACCUACAGGGGUGCCACACCCUAGCAUGGUGCCACCUGUUUGGCCUACUGGCUUGUCCAGUAAUUCCAGCAAGGCUGCUCCUACAACUAUAAAACCAUCGCAAUCUGCCUCACAGAGUCAGAAUUCGCUUUUUGCUGCUUACAAUCCAUGGAGUCAGUGAGUUUGUUGAGAGCUGCGAUGUUUGCUUGAAAAAGUUUUUCUGGUUUUUCAUUUGUCUCUGUUUAUAACAGUGGACUGAAUCAUUUUUUACCCUUUGUUAGUAGCAAUAGUUUUUGCUACAUAAAAUGUUAAAUACAAGAAUCAUUAUAUAAAUAGUGUGUUUAGGAAAAGUUUUAUUAAGUUUUAUAAUUUGGCUAAAUUCUGUGCUUUAUUUUGGUAUUCAUGGCAUUAUCUACAGUAGUAUAUGAAGGUUUGAAUUUGCAAAUUAUUUAUUUAAAAGUAAUUAUUAAAUGACUUGUAUUCAUGUAUAUGAAAAGUGAAGACAUUAUAUUAGAUAGUUGCUAAUGGUAAGACAUUGUAUGCUGCCCCAAGAAAAGAAUUGAUCAAACAUGAUUCCACGAAUCGUCAACUCGUGUUAGAAACACGUUAAAGAAAGCUGCUAAAUAUUAGGCAGUUGUUUAACAGGCCAGAUUUUUUAACUAGGGGGUUUAAAUAGAGCAUACUAAAGGGCAUUAAUAUUCAUCUUUUAAUUGGAUGAAUGGUAUCUUUGUUCCUCAGAUAUUGUUUUUAAUAAUUUGCAUUCUAAGAUUGAUAGUUUUAAAAUCUGUGGUACUAAUUCCUGCCACAUUUAAUAUAAUUGUACUAGACAUCAGCAUGAAGACUAAAGAUGAUGUAGGAUGGAAGAUUUACCAGCUGAAUUACUGUUCAGGCGUUCGAUUAUUUGGAUACACUAAAAUGUAUGAAGAAUUUAUUUGAAAAUUUUACACAGUACAGUACUUUAAAUUUUCAUGAAUUUGAAUAGAUUGUUUAUACAGUAUAUACAGAUACUAUAUAUUUAUUGGAUAGCAAUACAAUUAACAAAAGAUGCAUUUGGGGAUAGUCUUGUGGUUUUAAGAACCAUGUCUGUAAAUAAAAGAAACAAAAAAAAUUGUGUGUGUGAAAAUUGGAUAUAUUUUCACAUCUGUUUCUUGAUGCAAAAGACAUUUUUUAAAAUUUUGCUGCUGCUGUUUUUCAUCUGGCAAUUUAACUGGGCCAGCUAGUUCAAACGUUUCGUGCGCAGGUAUUCGCGAAUUUUUCUCUUAUUUCUCCGAGAGUCAGUUUCAGCAUAGCGUUAGCUGUGCAGUAUUUCACGAAAUGCUUGCGGUUUCCACGUUUUAGAACGUUUACAACUUUGCGUUUUGAGGUUUUUCUGAGUUGAAGAGCUUCCCAUGCAUUUAAUUAGACCCUUUUAUUUACAGCCCUAACUACUGAUCCCCAGCAGACUCACCAAAAGAAGUUUCCAACAUUUCAACAAUUUAAAAGUGUGGAAUUUCUUUUACUAGUAGGCAGUGCUGUGAUUUUGCAGCAUUGCAUACUUUUGACUUCCAAGGAAAGGUCUGAAAACUGACCACGUUACAGUUUAUUUGUGCUAAGUGUGAGAAUUUCACAUUUAACAUAUGAAAACUGCGGUAAUAUUAUUUAAUAUGAAGACAUACGAUUUAAUUUAAAAACUUGCGUUAUUUAAUGUUUGAUAUUUGCAGCGACAUUUCCUUUUAGUGCAUUUGUCUGCUGUAUUGAAUAUUGCACAAAAUUUAGAGCAUGGGAAUUACUACAGAUAAUACCUGUGUAUGCAGGAAUUUGUUGCUCCUCUUGAAAAAACAAAUAAAACCUCUUUAUUUCAGGAUAACUGUAUUUUAUAUCAUGUUUUUUUAUACUGAAGUCUCUGGUAAGUAUUUAGAUGGAUGAAAAGGUAGAAAUAUUUUCACUGUACUGCGAAUUUUACAAUAUAUUUUAUUUACAUUUUGCGUCUUCGAUCCAAGAAUUGUCGGGUAUUUUGAACCGUGACGUGUACGUUAGAUUAACAUACCCGCUCUUUCCGUGCUCUUUUCUUGUGCCUAUUUAGCACUGUCAUUGGGUUUACCAAUGCUUACGCCGCGAGUAUUUUCACUUCAACAUUUUGGUAUCCGUAAUUGGACAUCUGUAGACAAUUUUUAAACAUGUGUAUCGGUUAUGUCUUGCCAGAGGUUUGCAGCCAUGUAAUAUAAGCUUGAAAUGUUAUAUGAUAUUCUGUAUUAAUAGAAGACUUGGAAAGGAAACAUCAUCUGCUAGCAAGUCCUUGAUUAAGAGGUAGGUAGUUGGUAUAUCUGCCUAUCUAGAAUGAUGGAUAGGUGGUAUAUCUGCCUAUCUAGAAUGAUGGGUAGGUGGUAUAUCUGCCUAUCUAGAAUGAUGGAUAGUUGGUAUAUCUGCCUAUCAUCUAGACUGAUGGGUAGUUGGUAACUCUGCCUAUGAUCUAGAAUAAUGGGUAGUUGAUAUACCUACCUAUCAUCUGGAAUGAUGGUAGUUGGUAUAUCUGCCUAUCAUCUAGAAUGAUGGGUAGUUGGUAUAUAUAUACACCUAUCAUCUGGAAUGAUGGGUAGUUGGUGUCACUGUGUAAUUGGGAUUGACUGACUGUGCAGUCACACCAACUUUCUAGAUAUCUGGCUAACAUCAAUCUCAUAGUAAUGGUCAAGGUUAUCCUUUCCUAAAUAAAGAUUAGCUGCAGUGUA
This is a messenger RNA of Cherax quadricarinatus, 4450 nucleotides long. RefSeq names its product nuclear receptor coactivator protein neosin (gene Neos). The record is from RefSeq and is a predicted model, not a curated record. Gene Ontology annotation, molecular function: RNA binding. Lineage: Eukaryota; Metazoa; Arthropoda; Malacostraca; Decapoda; Parastacidae.